This is a messenger RNA of Hemicordylus capensis (graceful crag lizard), 5094 nucleotides long. RefSeq names its product protein phosphatase 1 regulatory subunit 3A (gene PPP1R3A). The record is from RefSeq and is a predicted model, not a curated record. Bases 41 to 3862 code for a protein of 1273 amino acids. Lineage: Eukaryota; Metazoa; Chordata; Lepidosauria; Squamata; Cordylidae. The transcript has 4 exons. Gene Ontology annotation, cellular component: protein phosphatase type 1 complex. Gene Ontology annotation, molecular function: glycogen binding; protein phosphatase 1 binding. Gene Ontology annotation, biological process: regulation of glycogen biosynthetic process.
UAGUCAGGCAGGUCUCUAUCGGUUUAUAUCAGAGAACCCAAUGGAGUCUUUUGAAGAACCUGGUCAUAUUAGUAGGGAGAACUUAUUAGAAGUUCCUACUUUAAGUGAUUCUCUUUCAGAAGAUGAAGAUGUCAAAGUUACACUUCAGUCUCGUUUCUCCCCCAGCCCCCGAAGACGGAAUUCAGAUUCUUCUGAAGAAAUGGAGCCAGAAGCUCCAUCUACCAUCGCAAGAAAAGUUUCAUUUGCUGAUGCAUUUGGGUUUGAACUUGUAUCUGUCAAAGAGUUUGAUACCUGGGAGGUUUCAACUACAUUACCAAAUGAAGACUUAGAAGAUGAAGUUGUGCCUGUGGAGGAAUUCUAUUUAUCUCCACUGUUUAUACCAGCCACCACACAAGAAGAGCUUUUGCAAAAAGUGCGUGCACAGAAAGUAUGGCUAGAGUCCAUAGAGUUUCUACCAGGGAUAACAUGUAUGACGGGCAUAAUUCGUGUUCUGAAUGUAUCCUUUCAAAAGCUGGUAUACGUUCGAAUGUCUUUGGACAGCUGGCUAACUUAUUAUGACAUCUUAGCAGAGUAUGUGCCUAAUUCUUGUGAUGGUGAAACUGACCAGUUCUUGUUCAAGAUUUCAUUGGUUCCUCCUUAUCAGAGAGAUGGUGCUAAGGUUGAAUUUUGUAUACGUUAUGAGACAUCUGUGGGAAUAUUUUGGGCAAACAACAACAACCAUAAUUAUAUUUUGAUAUGCCAUAAAAAGGAAACUGCACCACCAGUUGAGGAUAAUAAACUCCAGGAAGAAGAAGUUACCAAUAAACAAGUCAAAGGCUGCUUAAAGACACAGAGCAGUAAAGAAGAAAUAUUGGCAAUGGCUGAUGAAGACAUAUGGAAUAAUUCCAGGACUUCAGUGUCAGACAUCCCAGAAAUUCUUUAUUCACAUGUGGAUGACAAUGAAAUUAAACAAAGUAAAGAAAAUGUAAAAGGAAAAAAUGUGGAAUAUAAUGAAGAUGACAAUGAAGAUAAUGAAAAAGAAUUAGAGUUCCUGCUAAGUCAGCACUUCACUAGAAUCAAAGAUUCUUCCAGGGAUGAAAGGAGUUUAUACACAACUGAACCAGUUAAAUUCCCAAAUGAGCCACAAGAUCUGGGGGACAAGCUAGACUCUGGCUUGGUUAGGCAACCCCUGCCUAUAAGCUCUUCAUCAGAACACAUUUUACAAGGGCAAGAAUUGCGCAAUACCCAAAUAUAUUCCAUAGGAAAUAAUUAUAGCCAGUUACCCCAUGACAAAUUUACUGCCGUAGACUAUAGUACACAGUCUUCAGAAUGUUUUAGUACCAGUGAAACCCUUUUAUCAAAGGAGUAUUGGUCUGGAACAAAAGAAAAUGAGACUGCUCACACUACAGAUGCUAUUUCAAGCAAACAAGGAAUGAGUCAUGCAGAUGUUCCAAAAGAUGAACCUGAUAGUGCCAUAGGAAGUAAAGCAAUGGAAAGGUUAUUCAUCAGUGAGGGUGAUUAUGAUCGCCACAAAGAAAUUUGGGAAACAAGACCAGAAACAGUUCCCACAGAGCAUGAAAAAGUAGUCCAGUUAAAAGAAAAUGUGUUGGGAACACUGGAUGAGCAAUCCAUGCAGGAAACCUCUCCCCAAACUCCUAAGUCAGUCUUGGAAAAUAUCAUCAAAAAUGAACCCAAAGGGGAGAUGCUUGAAAGCCAACAUCAAGUAUAUUUAAGAGGAGAGUUAAAUGUCAAUACUUUAGUGGGUCUCACAGAAGGCUCUUUAAGAAGUUCACAUACCAAUGAUAACAUUACAGAAGAAAAAUAUAAGUCAGAGGAUAAUGCUGAUAAUGGGGAAAAAAUUAAAUUGAGCAUUUUAGAACAAUUUCCAGAAGAUGAACAAGCAUGCUCUUUAGCAGCCAAGCCUACGAACAGGCAUAUAAAAUAUGCUAAAGAAAUCCAAAGUGAACCAUUGUUUUCCAUGUCAGAAAAGGUCAGCGCAAUAGAUGAGUUAACCAGAGGGGAAGAAGUGGUGAUUUCCAGUGCGCUAGACGAAGAAAAAAGUGAGGAGAUGUAUGAAUCAACAGAGCCUCCAUGGCUAAAUGAUAGAAGAAGCUCUAGCAAACAAAAUAAAGAUAAAGAAAGCACAAAUUCAGCUGUAGGAGAAUUGAGUCAAGAUUCAAACAGACCAGAGAGUAGGUACUCGGAAGACAUUCAGAAAACAAGUAAGUUUUGCAUGAAUUACCCAGAUUUCGUAAUGGCAGUUGAUGAAGGAAUCUCUACACAUUCUCCGGCAAUAAAUCUAGAGAAUGUGUUUGAUACUAGAGGGAAUUUAGAAAAAGGAGAGCACAGUAUGAGCUAUGAUGACCCAGCAAACAGAAAUAUUUUGGAGAUAAAGCCCUGCCAAAGUGAACCCAAUAGAGUUAUUACUGAUGAUCUGAGCAAUAGGGUUGGGUGGGGGAAUCAAAGUUGGAGCAGCUUAGAAAGUCAAUUGGCAGAAAGAGGUAGUGGAGCCAAUAAAGGAGUGCAGAUGAAGGAGCGAACAGGUGGUGAAGCCAUGUGGGGAAUUAGAGAUAAUACAAGAUGUUUGAAUGUAACUCCCACAGAUGAAUUGUUUAUCUGCCAAGACCCAGUGAGAUAUGAAGAGCCUUCUGUAGCCGAGCAUGAUAGGACAGGGGAAGCCGAGGCAGUUACAGCAGCUUAUAUAAUUAAAACGACAUCAGAAAGUACUCCAGAAAAAAUGUCUGCUGGUGAAAAAGCAGUAAUUGUUCAGCUACCUCAAGAGACUGCACUAAGUGACAGGCCCACAGAGGAAAAGGAAACAGUGUUUGAUAUACAUGAAGGGAGAAAUGAUGGUUCACAUUAUCCUCUUUGUCAAUGCAAUACAGUGGGUGUAUUAUAUGACAUCAAAUUUGAAAAGGAAUCAGUUUCAGAUAUUUAUAAUGCACGCAUACAUGAAACAGUGCAAGGAGAAAUGAUGUCAGUAUGCAAUACAAGCGAAAAGCUUGCUGGAGCAGAACAUAAUACUGGAAAUGAUUCACCGUUAGGUGAAAAAUUAUGGACUUCUGCUGCAGAAGGAAAAACAGUUUCUAAGCAGGAUUUAUUUUCUGAAACGUCUCUGAAAGCUUCACCAUAUCCUCAGCAAGGUCUUUGCAAUGAAGAUAAUGAAGUUGGAAGCAUUUUGGGAACAUUUUCCCAUGCAGGUGCUAAACCUGAAAACAAAAUGUCCACUUCUGAUACAGAUACUGUGACCAGCUAUUAUGAAAGUUCAUCAGUGACAUCUUCUGAAGAAUCCAUGGGAGCUCAUACAGCUGAGGUACACAAAGUGUCCCAUUCACACAUGGACUCAUCAGUCGAAAUUGCAUCUGAAUCUGGAUGUGACUCCAGCUCAACCAGUGAAAUUGCUCAUGUUAUUCCAAAUAUUUCUUCAGAGACUGAACUCCGAGAACUUCCUCAGAGUUCAGCGGUGCUGCUUUCUAGUGAGAAAGCAGAAAGGAGUGUAGGCCAGUUUCCCCAUCAACUAGAGCUCAAGCAGGUAAAGCUAUUAGGGCCAACAAUUUUAAUUAGUGAACCCACUGAAGAAAAAGAAGAGACAAGCUCUGAAUCUGAAAGUUUGAUAACUGGAGAAACAAUACCAGACUUAGAUACUGAAGGACAUGACAACCAUGCACAAAUUUCUGGCCAGCAAAGUGAAGCUCACAGUUUACCCGAGUGUCUAGUUUUGAAGCAUAUUGGUUAUAAAAUCCUUUAUUUUCUCUUGUUUGUUGUGUUUUGUGUAACAAUGUACCACUAUGACUUAAUUGUUUGCUUUGCACUCUACUUAUUUUCAUUGUAUUGGCUAUAUUGUGAAGGCGGGAGAAGCAAGGAAUCUAUCAAAAAGGAAUAGUGUAGAGAUUCUCAUUGUCUGCAUAAAGUACUUAAAACUGAACAUAUCAAUAUAUCCCAAUGGACAGUAAUGUCCACUCUUAGAACCAAUGCAAAAUCUUUCCCCACACCUUGAAACAUUGCUUAAAAGGAAUGUACAUGAAGUUUGCUCCUUCAUAUCAGUAAUUAUUCUGCAUAGGACCAUUAUGUUUGGAUCAUUAAAUGCCUAUAUGAAUAUGAGUUCUGAAGCACAUCAAGUUCAAAUUAAAUACAGCUGCUGCUCCUUAUCAGGUUAUGAAGAUGUGAGGCUUCAGUCUCUUCAGAUUUUAUUGCAUUCAUUUGCUUUGUAGUAGAGCUUCAGUUUCUUUUGGAGAGAUUUUCUUAAAAAGCUCUAUAUAGCAAGUAAAUAAAGAAGGAAUGGCAUUAUGACUAACUCAGUAAUAGGGCAUGUCCACAUGGGAGUUUACUGUGUUGUCCAUUUGGCGCAUUAAACGAAAAUGAAAGGACGAGAAAUAGCAAAAGAAGGUACUGUGUUGCCUGGGAGUUUUGCACACCAUUCCUCUUGGUGGAUUCUGCCACCUGCGCUCAUCCCACGAUUUUCCUCUUCUGCCAGGUGAACAAAUGGGAAUUGGAACCAAAGUUAGUAUUGUGUUUUCAAUUAUCUGAUGCAUUGAAUUGGAUGCCUCGUCCCUCUUCUAACUAUGCCUUGUGGACAUGCCCUUAAUGUAUUAAUAAUGACCAUGGGCACAAUCCAUUGGGAAGCUGUCCUGGGCAUGUGCUAUUGAAAUGAAUGGGAACUGUACAAGACCACAAGGAUUGUGCCCCAUGUAUUUAAUAGUGGAUUAGCAUCAUUAACUUGCACAUUUUGGUAGAAGAACUCAGUUCAUAGGUUAAAUAGAGGCUUUUUUCAUUAUAAUGAAGUAACAUGAGUAAUGUUGAUGUCUGCACAGUGUCAACUCUAGAGUGAUUAUAUUGUAACUUGGUAUGUGUAAAAAAGGCUGAACAGAAAAAUUGGGCACUUGUACAUCACAGAGGAGAUACAAGAGUGAUAUAGACUGAAGGAUACACAUUAGAGUCUGGUUGUCUUCAGAUAAUGUUUAUAUUUUUGUAAAUGAAGACUGUACAACACAAGCAAAGAAUUUCACAUAAUUUAGUGUUGUUCUAGUUGGACUUUCUGUAUGAUGUUUUGACCAUGUUGCUUAAGAAAGGCAAUCCCAACAAGCAAAUAAUAGUAAUAAAGUUUGAAUUGUUUGA